Molecule: messenger RNA, 1389 nt
Organism: Serendipita indica DSM 11827
Lineage: Eukaryota; Fungi; Basidiomycota; Agaricomycetes; Sebacinales; Serendipitaceae
Source: the annotation of a GenBank genome assembly
AUGUCUGCUAGGCGCAUGCCUCUUCCAAUUGACCCUGAAGCGUACCUCCGACAACCGGAGAACAGAAUUUCAAUCAAACCUCCUUUCGUUGUCUCCCCCGAGCUUUCACGACUACUCAAGAGACCAGGACUGCUAAAAGGCAAAGACGGAGAGCGGGUGCGAGAGAUUUACCAAGAGGGAGCGUUCUUCUUCUCACCCGUGAGGGAUCUCUCCAUCUUUGGUACAUACUGCGCCUUUGGACUUUUUGAUGCCGCUGUCAAGGAAUAUCAUGCUACCAAACCCGACCUGACCGCGACGGAGACGGCAUAUCAAUGGGGAUACGUUUCCAUCACCGCUUCUCGAUCUUGGUACAUGACCAACGCACAACCUUUAUCUGUCCUUUCUGCGCACGCAAAAGUUCUCGAAUUUCUUGUUUCCCAGGGAGCACCCAUCGAUCUUCCAGACAUCGCCGGCCUUACAGCACUUCAUCAUGUCGCGAUGAACAACUACAGAGGCGAGGUGCUAAAGUUCCUCUUGGAGAAUGGCGCCAAUCCCAACGCACGGGACCGGUACGGAUGCAGCCCAAUCUUCGACGCCAUGAAACACGGUCAAGCAGAGGCAUUCGACAUGUGUCUUCAGUAUGGAGCAGAUCUCGAUCUCAGAGAAAAUGAUGGCUACACGGCUCGCCGCCUUGCCAAGAUGGCCGGUCCAACUAUCGAUGCGGUGGUUCAGCGUCACUUGAGGAAGAAGGAAGGGAAACCGGCACACUUGGAGGACAAGAAUCGUUGCACGCAUUGCGGUAGUGAUGGUUGCAGGAACCAGUGCUCCCGGUGCAAGACGGCUCGCUAUUGCAACUCUGACUGUCAAGCCAAGCAUUGGAAGGCAGGUCACAAGCAUACAUGCAUUCCAUUCGACGACUCUGCGACUUCGCUCGUCUUCACACCCACAUACGAUACAAUUGAAGAACUGAAGAAUGCAGUCAGCUAUGCAAACCAUAAUGCACUCCUCCGCAACUAUCUCGGUCACGACCAAGACGGCGAGAGCAAGAGAAAGGCCAAAAUUACGACAAAGGAGAAGGCCCUCGGGCCAAAGUACAAGACCAAAGAUGGCAUCUACAACUAUCCACCACCUUCACUCUUAGGGAGGCCAAUCAUUAUCAAGGUUCAGGUACCAGCGAGGGUAUCAUUAGGACACAACUGGCCACAGGAAAUGCUGGUAUACAACAAGACUCGAGAUCUCUUUUGUCGCAUCAUCGACGUCGACCAACCACAGGCGUAUGCUAAACUCGAUGCAGUGAUUCGUCAAAAAGGUGCGGCUGGUGGUCUCAAGGGAUAUUUUAUAGCCGAAAUGGAGUCCAAUACCGCACUGAAAAUCAAAGUGGGUGAUAUUCUUGGAGAGCAACCUUGGUAG